This is a messenger RNA of Etheostoma spectabile (orangethroat darter), 1628 nucleotides long. RefSeq names its product glutaredoxin 2 (gene glrx2). Gene Ontology annotation, cellular component: mitochondrion. NCBI's taxonomy places the organism in Eukaryota, Metazoa, Chordata, Actinopteri, Perciformes, Percidae. The transcript has 4 exons. Gene Ontology annotation, molecular function: protein-disulfide reductase activity. The record is from RefSeq and is a predicted model, not a curated record. The coding region runs from base 372 to 881 and encodes 169 amino acids.
AGUCGGCGGUAGGUAAACUAUUACAAACAUUUUAAUUUAACUGAAUUAAGUACUAAGAGGCGGAUCAAAUUAAUACCGAAUUCACAAAUAGGUGGUCGCGUUUCAUGACACAUUUACAGCAACGUUUUAGGAAGUGUUUUUCGUUUUCACAAUAGCUUGCCGUCUUGAUAUUGCUGGAUUUGUAAUGGACAUUGGCAUGUGUCAUGCCCAAUCUGAGCGGAUUUCUAGUGUCUGUGAAGAGUGUGUGUACUCCUAAUCCUCCUAGAUUAACUACUAGGCUACAUAAACCUUACUGCAGGCGUUAACCGGAGUUAAACAGCGAUAUUUACGAAGUGGUAAAAUCAGUAAUUGCUAGCUUUACAACCACAACCAUGUUCAAGUGUAUUUUCAGACCAGCAGUGAUUCUGCAGUUAGCUAUUAUUUGUAUGCUAAUUAUGAGCAUUCAGAUCGUCUCUUCCUGUGAUAUCUUCACGUUUCUGAGAAUGGGGAAUUUUACAUCCUCCACAUCUCUGUCCAGCACAUCCUGUGCACAGUAUGUUCGGGAAAUGGUGUCUCAGAACUGUGUUGUAAUAUUUUCCAAGACCACCUGUCCUUAUUGCAAAAUGGCCAAAAAUGUGUUCAAUGAAAUUGGUGCGACCUACAAAGUGAUUGAACUGGACGAGCACAAUGACGGGAGGAGACUACAAGAGGCCUUGGCUCAGAUCACCGGCGCCAGAACGGUGCCGAGAGUCUUCAUUAAUGGAAACUGCAUUGGAGGUGGCUCUGAUACCAAACAACUCCAUCAACAGGGGAGGUUGCUGCCCCUGAUCCAACAGUGUGCCCCGUGCUGUGUGGCCAGCUCCGACGGCUCGGGCAGCGGGCAGUUUGAGGCCGCUAAAUGACUAACCGUUCUUGUAGUUUUUGUCAAUCCUGUAUUCAACAAGUGUUUGCUUGAUCUUGUGCUACAAGUUGAACAUUGCUUGAGCAUGUCUGUUAUUUAUUUAUCAAAGUGCAUUGGAUACUUGAUGUUGGGCUACAUACAUUUCCAUCCAGUGAUGUAAACUAUUACUAUUAUUGUUAUUAUUAUUAUUAAAGCUGCCAUCUUUUAAACAAAACCUGUUAAUAGUGGAACUACUUUUCAUUUGCUUGGUUGUAUUAUUGAACAAUAUUACAGUCAUAAAAAAGCACAAUCUCUCAGAAUUAAACAUCAUCAAACUGUGAACAUCGUAGGAUUGUAAAUCCUCUCUGAGUGUAUCUGCGGUCAUUGUUUAUAUGAUUUAGGAUUUAAAGGAUUACAGCUACUUCUAAGAUCUGCACAUUUCAUUAUGCACAUUUAUUUAAAAAUUGCACAUUGUUUAGAAAUAUAUAUAUUUGCAGAGGAUACUGUGAAAAAAAGAAUCAUUUUGUAUUUUUUUUUUUUUUACUUCGUCUAAGCAUUUUCUAUGUCAAUGUAUCUAAUAUAUUAGCAUAAUCUGUCUCUGAAUUUCUUUAAUAUUAGUUAAAUAGUUGGUUUUACCAAGGUGUAUGAACAGCCUAAUGAAUCAUGAUACUGAUCAGUGAUAUAAUUACAAGAUUAAUGAGCGUAGGUACGUUUCUUAAUACCUUCGAAUGUGUUUUUAUAAUUAUUAAAAAAUAUGAAUGAAACUCCA